GUUCACUUGGGGAAGACAACGCAACACGGAGAGCCAUACUAGCCGUCAGCUGUUACUGCUUCCCGUCACAUACAUCACAACAUUCAUGAUUGUACCCGGGCUUUAGAAGCCUGUAACCACCAAGAUGAUUGACGUCACGGUCAAGACACUUGAUUCUCAGAACCAUCAGUACUCGGUUCCAGAUGAGAUUACUGUGAAGCAGUUCAAAGAAAGAAUAGCAUCAUCUGUUAACAUCCCAGCAGACAAGCAGAGACUUAUAUACUGUGGACGUGUCUUGCAGGAUGACAAGAAACUUUCAGAUUAUAAUGUUCACGAAAAGGUAGUACAUCUGGUGAUGAGGGCGCCCCCCCAGGCUAACAGUCGAAAUGGUGCUGGAAAUUCGAGUUCUACUGGCACUGGAUCUCCUAGUGGUCACCACCAUCACCACCACCAUCACCACCAUCAUCAUCACCAUCACCGUCGCCAGCAGCCACCUGAAGUUCCUCCAACACAAGGACCCAGCUCAUCUGGUGUUCGUCUGCAUCAGGCUCGCACAAUGUUAGAUCGUGCCUCUGCAGUGCUCGAUCAAUUGGAUCAACGACUUCAUCUAGGGGAGGAAACCAUUCGCUCUGCAGAAUCCACCCCAGACAGUGAUCAGGCUGCCAGUGUAAGCCAGGCAGCAGAACCAGCAAGAGAGAUGGGGGCCAUGGAGACAGAAACUUCUGGUGAAAAUAGACCAAGUGAUGCUCCAUCAGAUGAGGGAGUGGCAGCAGCUUCAAGUACCACAUCCCCACCCAUUGAGGAAAUGGAAGCGUUGUACUCAGAAAUGGAUGCUCUCAACAACAUGGAUCCUGCUACGCUGAUCCCAGCUGCUCCACCGGCUCCAAUGAUGGGAGCUGUAAAUGGUAGUCUGGCAGGUGGUCUAGCUCAGGCAGCAUCUGCAGCAGUGGCAUCAGCACUCUCUUCCCUUGCUAGGGGAGGACCUAGUGCUGGCAACACUGGUUCUCCUACAGCAACUACAAGACCACCUACUGUCAGUACUGCAACAUCCUCAAGCACAACCACAAAUCCUACAAGUGAUUCUACCACCAGUGCAUCAACUACAACAUCUGCUACAAAUAGUAGCACCAGCAGUAUAAGUGGUGGUCCCCUUCGUAUUUUUCCCCAGGGUAGUGUGCGUACACUAACUGUCAGAAUUACAAAUCCACGAUCAUCGCCAGGAGAAGGUAACAGACAGAGUAGUAGCACUACUUCUGCCCCAUCCACUUCUACCAGUGAUAACACAUCAAGGAGCAAUGUCGCCAACACAGCUGAAGCAGACGGUGAAAGGAGUGGGUCUGAUGACAGUGACAGGUCUAGUUCAAGUGGUGCUGCUGCUAGCACGUCUAAUGCACAAGAUGGAGCAGGCAGUAGUGAUGGAGGGCUUGGAAGUGUGCGUCUGGAACACCCCCGUUGUGCAGUUAUGGUGGAAGUCUUGGACCAGUAUAACCAAAUACAACGUCGUCUUGAACCUUACAUGGUUCGCUACCACCAAGCUAUGGCUAAUGAUCCUGCUUAUACUGAUGGGGAGACAGCCUCAUUGCAACAAGAACAAUGGCUUUUGUGGCGUGUGUCAGAGGUACUACAUUUUGUGUCACAUGCCAUGCAUGCUAUAAGUGAUAUUAUGGUGGAUUUGCGGCGUUCACCUCCCCGACAGUUAAGGGCCCGGCCAAUUAUAAUUCAGCAGCCAGCACUCGUACAGGCUCAGAUCAACGUAACUACCAGUUCAGACCCAUCAAGAACAACUGUAAAUGUUCGGGGUGGCAGCCGUCCUAGCACUACCAGCUCCCCUUCUUCAACCACCACCUCUACACCCAGUACUACUUCAGCAAAUAUAGCCCCUGUUUCCACAUCCUCCACCUCAACAACUUCGUCAUCAUCUACUCGAUUUUUUACCAUUCCGGGGCCAGGUGGAUCUAGUAUUACCCUCCCAGUCUCUACAGCCCCAUCCACUACCUCUUCCACAAGUUCCACAAGCUCCUCUACAGCUUCUGCAAGUAAUACAAGUCAACCCACUGCUGCCCAGGCUCGUAGUUUGGCCUCGUUAUUAAAUUUAGGGUCCAUGCAAGGCUUUCCAAUGGAUGGUGGUGACCUCGUACUGAUGGAAGUGGGACCUCAUGGAAUCACGAUUGAUUCUGUUUCUGCUGAAGGUGGUGGUUCAGGAGGAUCUGCUCCCCCACCAGAGCUCAUCCAAAACAUAGUUUCCUCCAUUACAAACCAGCUAGGAGUCCGAUUGGGUGGUCCCCUCACAUCCUCCACUUCCUCGCCAUCCUCCACAGCUGACACCUCCAGCUCAUCCUCCACAACCACAUCUUCAUCAUCUGGCUCGGGAGUUCAAAGUACAGGCCAUGGACGAAACAGUCAAGCUGCUGGCAACAGCUCACAGUCUGCAAAUCUUGGCUUCUGUGGCACCAACACAACCAAUGUGACUCAAACCCGAGUGACACACCGACCUCAUGUGCACGUGACGCCUCUUAAUUUGCCAGGAAUGGGGAUGAACCAGUUUGACCCAUUCCUGCCAUGUCAAAGUCACCAUAUUCGGCCAGCUACGAGGAGGAGACACCGGGCACAGACCCAAGCUGGAGGCGGUUCGGGUCAGCACAGAAGGUCAGCAGCAAGCACACGGCCAGGAGAAAUUUCUUCAGAGUCUGCUCAGGCUCGUCCUCAAGUUGGAGUCUCGCCUACAGCAUCUUCUGGCAAUCCGCUUGCUCUUUUUGCAAAUUUGAUGGCUGAGGCAUUUAGUGGUAGACAAAGGUCUGGAGCACAACAGCAAGAAGAGCAACAGCCGGAACAACCACAGCAGUCACAGCAGCAAGCUGCAGAUGGCAGUGAGCCACAGAUCAGUGAUCAGAUGUUUGCUCAGUUAGUACAGGGUGUUAUGUCUCAAGUAUCUGGUUCGUUAAAUUCAGAAAGUGGAAACAGUAAUAGUCAGCAGUCUGGUUCUUCACUUCAUGAAUUUCUACAGCCAUUUGAUGGUGGCAUGUUCAGUGAAGGAGAAGAGGACUCCCUCUUUUAUCAACUUUUUAACACUGUAGCUCUCUCAUUGUCCAUUGGGGACCUUGUUCAACUUUUCUUUGGACGUGCAACAACUGUGAAUCAACUGCGUGCUCCUUUGCAACGAUUUGUGAGGGAGAGAGCUCUUCAAGGAAGUCAGCCCACUGAGGAGAAUCUCGACCGUGCCAUUGAUAAUGUUAUUCGUGAUCUUCAUCCUCAUCUUGUUCUUACUGCAGGAGAUGCACAUGUGCAUGAAGGUAUUGAUUAUGUCAACACAGUGCACAAUUUUAUCCGACAUCGGCUACAUGAUAUAUUCAACUUGGUAUUAAAUCAUACGGAUGCAGAAACCUUUGGGCCAUCACUGGUGUCAUUAGUUCGUCGGGCACUAGGGGAAUUUAUAGCUCUUUCACUCCACUGUUUUACGGAUGGUGCCCAGGGUCUGGAGCGAGUACUUCAAGAAAGAGUUCGAUCUAUAAUGGCAGGAGUGAGUCCAGAAAUUCAAUCAUGGUCUGUCAACACAUCAAUAAUGCAGUUAAGAUCCAUGAUGAGCCGAAUGACCAUAACAGAUGAUCACAUUCGGCGAUAUGUGGUGUCCCCAGAUGAGGGGCGAAGGAUGGAAGAAGAACGCAACCGAAGACAAAAUGCAAAUGGAUCUGUUACAACACAGCCUGCUCCCCCACCAGCUGCUGCCCCUGAGCAGACUCCAGCUGCUGAUAAUGUUAUUAAUGUAGCGCCUUCCAAUGGGCCUAUAGUAGAACCUAUGGAAGUUGAGGAAGUGGGUUGCAUGGAAGAAGUUACAACUACUGCAAUUGAGUCAGAGUUAGAAAUAGCUGUAGAAGGUGCAACUGGAAAGACUGAUAGAGAAAAGGAGGAAGAUUCAUUAACUGAAGAACCGCCAAUAAUCAUUAAUGGAGGGACACAACCUUGGCAUUCAGCUGUUCCUCAGGAUUGGCUCCCCGUGAUAACAAGGGAUGUGGAGAGGCAACGACGAGGGGUGCCAGAUACAAGUUUAAGUGAUGCUUAUCUCUGUGGUAUGCCUCUAAAACGUCGUAAGUUGGCUUCACAGCAUAAACCUCAUGGGUCUGUGCACCAGGUUGUUCAAGACACGCUACGGCACAGUAUGCGUGGUGCAGGUGUGAACCGUGUAGUUAUGGACAGUGUAGCUGGUGAAGCAGCCACUCAGCUUGGAGAAUCAUUCGCUGGUCACAUGCGUACAUCACUCAGGGAGCGAUUGAACCACAAUAAGGACUUUCUUCCCGAGAAAUUUCCUAAAAGUGAGGAACAUAUAAGGAAAGAGAAGUGAAUUUUGCAAUAUUUAUGUUUUAGAGGGAUUGACAUUAUUUAUCCACAUCUGGAUUUUACCGCUUCAUUCUGAACCUCUGUAUCACAAUUUGUGAAGCAUGGGUUCACUAAUGAGCAGACCAGUGAGCGGUGUAUUUAGGAAGCGAUAUUAUGCAUAUUGACCAUAACUUCCUAUGAAAGGAGUUACACAAAUUUUUUUUGGCCUGUCCUAAAGGGUGAAUUGAAGAAGGUACUAGACUUUGGAGGCAAGUGAACUUAUCAAAUUAUUAAAUGUUAAAAUCUGUAGGAGUGUUUGGUCUCUUCAUUAAAAGAUUACAACUAACCAUAUGUAGGCUCUUGGUAAGUUGCUUGUAUGAUAUGAAGGACUCCAUGAUGCCAAUUAUGUAAACUACACCACCACAGAAAGUCUGAUUCAUUUUGUUAACACAUACAUGAUUGAAAUGAACAUUCUGCAUGAAGGACCCCAUGUGGAAUGAACAUUCUGCAUGAAGGACUCCGUGUGGAAUGAACAUUCUGCAUGAAGGACCCCGUGUGGUGCUUAGGUUGUGCCUCAGAAAUAUAAUAUUUGAAGUGUUAAUGUAUGAGGACUUGGUGACAUGGAAUAUGUAAUUAAUCUGUAUUUUUAUCACUAAUUAGCUGUGUCAUCACUGCUCUUAGAUAAUUUUGAAGGCAUUAAAAAUUCAAAGCUG
This is a messenger RNA of Homarus americanus (American lobster), 5003 nucleotides long. RefSeq names its product large proline-rich protein BAG6-like. Gene Ontology annotation, molecular function: polyubiquitin modification-dependent protein binding; misfolded protein binding. Lineage: Eukaryota; Metazoa; Arthropoda; Malacostraca; Decapoda; Nephropidae. The record is from RefSeq and is a predicted model, not a curated record. Gene Ontology annotation, cellular component: BAT3 complex. The transcript has 24 exons. Bases 125 to 4315 code for a protein of 1396 amino acids.